Mandrillus leucophaeus (drill) is the source of this 914-nucleotide messenger RNA. RefSeq names its product stimulated by retinoic acid 13 (gene CENPX). The coding region runs from base 32 to 433 and encodes 133 amino acids. Gene Ontology annotation, biological process: resolution of meiotic recombination intermediates; replication fork processing; kinetochore assembly. NCBI's taxonomy places the organism in Eukaryota, Metazoa, Chordata, Mammalia, Primates, Cercopithecidae. The record is from RefSeq and is a predicted model, not a curated record. The transcript is spliced from 5 exons. Gene Ontology annotation, cellular component: FANCM-MHF complex; Fanconi anaemia nuclear complex.
GUUCCGGAGGGCGCGCUUCGAUGCUGCGAUCAUGGAGGGAGCCGGAGCUGGAGCCGGCUUCCGGAAGGAGCUGGUGAGCAGGCUGCUGCACCUGCACUUUAAGGAUGACAAGACCAAAGUGAGCGGGGACGCGCUGCAGCUCAUGGCGGAGUUGCUGAAGAUCUUUGUUGUGGGUGAGUCCGGGGCCCACGCUCCUUCCGGGCACCGCGUCCCGGAUUCCUUUUGUGUUUUCACAGCGGGAAAACCAAGAUGUGUUUUCCCCAGUUUCCCACAAGGUCCUAAACUUGGGUCUCCUGAGCCUGUUUGUCAGAAGCAGCAGUCCGCGGGGUGCGGCAGGCCCAGGCAGAAGACACGCUCCGUGUGGAUGUGGACCAGCUGGAGAAGGUGCUCCCGCAGCUGCUCCUGGACUUCUAGGGAUCUCAGCCGUGGCUGAGGCCACCCCCAGAGCAGCCCGUGGUCCACAGAAACAGGCCUUGUGUUUCCAGCGGUCUCUGAUAACAGGCGGGGAAGGACCUGAGGGGUUGAGUUGAUUCAAACAAGAUCCCCAGGUGUCUCCAGCCUGUGCAGAAGGGGCAGGACUGCAAUGCAUUGCUGCCCUCGGAGUGUCCAGUGGGGACACUGGUGUGGGAAGGGGCAGCACCUGGGGAGUCCCUGCCUCUCCUCCCUGGGGCAACAGUGUGCGUACCACCCAGGGUCCUACAGGCAGGUGCUGGGAAAGGCCCGGCCACCAGGUAGCCUGUGUGUUUGACAAACAGCGGCUGGCAGCACCGCCUCCUGCCCACAUUCCUGCCACCCGACAUCAAAGCUGGCGUGUGACCUUUCCAGCCAUGCGAUAUUCCCCUUGGAAGAUGCUUCCCCCGGCUAUAAAUUUGUUCUCACAAAGCAACAUCAAUAAAUCAAAACUGUCUCUCCCA